Molecule: messenger RNA, 3104 nt
Organism: Exophiala oligosperma
Lineage: Eukaryota; Fungi; Ascomycota; Eurotiomycetes; Chaetothyriales; Herpotrichiellaceae
Exons: 2
Coding region: 37-3057 (1006 amino acids)
Biological process (GO): rRNA catabolic process
Cellular component (GO): cytoplasmic exosome (RNase complex); nuclear exosome (RNase complex)
Molecular function (GO): endonuclease activity; RNA binding; 3'-5'-RNA exonuclease activity
Source: RefSeq, a predicted model, not a curated record
CGAAGAGUGCAAAGCAUUGCGACUCCUUCGUUCAAGAUGAAGAGUCUCAAGCGUGGACUUGCUGCUGACGCAAAUGCUGCCAACAUUGCCAGUAAAGUCUACAUUCGGUCAACGAGGAGUGGCCGAGUCCAGAAAAUUGUCAGAGAACAAUACUUGCGGACUGACAUUCCUUGUUCGUCCCAGCUAUGCUCUGCCUGCGCUGCAACCGCGGUGUCAGACGCAAGUGGACUGGUUCCUAAAUUCAUCCUCUCGAAACGACCGGUCGGAACCAAGGCCUUUCCAAAUGGCCACUACCUGAUGCCUGACACCAACGUGCUUCUCAGUGGCAUGGAUCUCUUCGAAGAUACGGCUCACUUUCACGACGUCAUCGUCUUGCAGACCGUCCUCGAAGAGCUCAAAAACCGGAGCCUGCCUCUGUACAAUAGAUUGAUGGCGUUGACACGGAGCGAGGAGAAGCGCUUCUAUCUGUUUUUCAACGAGUUCAGGUCGGAAACAGCAGUCCGUCGGACCGAAGGAGAGACGAUCAAUGACAGAAACGACCGUGCUGUGAGGAUGGCUGCCUCUUGGUACACUAGCCAUUUGGCCAAAGUGACGAAGAAGCCACCUACGAUUGUGAUGCUCACCAACGACCAGGACAACAGAAGGAAAACGAAAAAGGAAGCAUUGGUCGCGUUGUCUCUGCGGGAGUACGUUGAAGGACUCGACGAUGCAGACCGCUUACUCGACAUGGUUAGCCAAAGUGCCGACAGCCAGGAAGCUCGUCUGGCCCAGGGGGACUUGUUCUAUCCAGAAUAUUAUUCCAUGUCGAGGAUGGCCACGGGUAUCAAAGCAGGCACACUGCAUCAGGGUGUGUUCAAUGUCUCGCCAUACAACUAUCUCGAAGGCACGGUCAAAGUGCCCGCAUUUGACAAGCCACUCCUGAUCCUGGGCAGAGAAAGCAGCAACAGGUCCAUAUCGGGCGAUGUGGUUGUCGUUGAAGUCCUUCCGAAAGAGCAGUGGAAAGCUCCUUCGACCCAGAUCCUCGACGAAGAGGCACUCAACCAGAACGACAACCCCGAGGACGAAGAACAAGAAGAAAGCGUUGUUACCGAGAAUGAACGCCGAGCCUUGCAGGAAGAGGUUAGGAGGGCCCAUACAGCCAGCGCAGAGUCCCGAGCACAACCUACCUGUCGAGUGGUUGGAGUGAUGAAGCGCAAUUGGCGACAGCUGGUCGGAACUAUUGACGCAGCAUCUGGGACUGCCUCGGGCACCCGACAGACCACCGUGUUCCUGGUACCGAUGGACAAACGCAUCCCCAAAAUCCGUAUUCGGACAAGACAAGUUGAUGAUCUUGUCGGGAAGAGAAUUGUCGCAGCUAUUGAUUCAUGGAAUAGAGAUACGAGAUACCCUAUCGGUCACUACAUUCGGUCUCUGGGUGAAUUGGAGACGAAAGAGGCCGAAACCGAAGCACUCCUUCUCGAGUAUGAUGUUCAGUACAGGCCAUUCCCCAAAGCUGUACUGGAUUGUCUUCCGGCUGAAGGGCAUGACUGGAAAGUCCCAGCUGAUCAAGGCCACCCGGGUUGGAAAGGGCGGCAGGAUCUCCGGCAUCUGCUUGUUUGCUCGAUCGACCCACCUGGCUGUCAAGACAUUGACGAUGCUCUACAUGCCAGAAAGCUUCCCAACGGCAAUUUUGAAGUUGGAGUCCACAUCGCAGAUGUGUCACAUUUUGUGAAGCCCAACAAUGCCAUGGACGCUGAGGCUUCUUCCCGCGGAACCACUGUAUACCUGGUCGACAAGAGAAUCGACAUGUUGCCAAUGCUUCUCGGAACAGAUCUCUGCUCCCUCAAGCCAUAUGUCGAGAGAUACGCAUUCUCUACCUUGUGGGAACUCACACCAGAUGCCGAGAUUGUGUCAUCAUCUUUCACCAAAUCUGUCAUUUUGUCCAAGGAAGGCUUUUCUUAUGAGCAGGCACAGAAAAGAAUCGACGAUCCAUCUGCCACCGAUGAGCUUACGCAAGGUAUGAGGGCACUUCUGUCCCUUUCCCAAAAGCUUCGCCAGAAGCGAAUGGACGCUGGAGCGUUGAACCUCUCCAGCCCGGAAGUCAGGAUCGAAGCCGAUAGCGAAUCAUCGGAUUCGUUGGCUGAUGUCAAGACAAAAGCACACCUUGCCACGAAUUCUUUGGUCGAAGAAUUCAUGCUUCUCGCUAACAUCACCGUGGCCAAGAAAAUCCAGACUGUCUUUCCCCAAACUGCUUUGCUUCGACGACAUGCGACUCCCCCUGCUUCCAAUUUCACGGAUCUCGGUGAACAACUAAAACGAAUGCGGGGAUUUGAACUUGACGUGUCGAGUUCCAAGGCACUGGCUGAUUCAUUGGACAAAUGCAUCGACCCCCAGCACCCGUUCUUUAACACCCUGAUCCGAAUCAUGGCCACACGCUGUAUGACAUCAGCGGAAUACUUUUGCAGUGGCUCUCAUGCUGAGCCGGAGUACCGACACUAUGGACUCGCUAGCGAAAUCUACACUCACUUCACUAGCCCGAUUCGACGGUAUGCUGAUCUUCUUGCUCACCGCCAGCUUGCCUAUGCGAUCGGUUAUACUGGCGAGGGCAGUGAUAUUGUCGAUGAGGGGCUUCGGAACAAGGGCAAGCUGGAGAGGGUGUGUCAAAACCUGAAUUUCAGGCACAGAAAUGCUCAAAUGGCAGGCAGAGCAAGCAUUGAAUAUUAUGUGGGACAGGCACUUAAAGCACGCGCAGAGAAGACACCUGAUGCCGCUAUCAACGUUGACGGUUAUGUCAUGCGUGUCUUUGAGAAUGGAAUAGUUGUCUUCGUGCCCCAGUUUGGCAUUGAAGGACUGGUUCGCCUUGAAGAUUUUGAGAUGAGGUCUGAAGAAGACUCGCGAAGGGAGAGCAAGUUUGAUGCCGACAACUACAGCCUAACAGUUUUCGAAAAAGGAAGAGAGGAGGUAUCGGUCACUGUUGAGUUGUUUCAGCAGCUCAAAGUCAGGGUCAGUUCUGAGGAGAAGGGCGGUGCUAGAGAAAAGGGCAAGAGAAGGGUCAGGAUCAUUGUGUUGUCUACCUAGAUGACGCGAAAUUCUCUCGGAAUUUAAGUAGUGCUCCCCAGAUGCCC